AUGGCUUCGCUGAGUCCGCCAAACAGGGAUAUGCGUGAUAUCUUCACUACGUUCUUUAAUGCUGGUGGGUGGUCGACGAAGGGAUUGUCUGUCUGUGUUGGUUUACGGGGGUUUGCGGUCGUGUUCCUUGGCGCUGAUGGUGCCAUCCAUGUGGCCGAAGAAGUAGGAAACAGCACCCUAAACGUCCCCCGCUCACUAAUCGUCUCCAUCCCUCUCAACGGAUGCCUCGGAUUCGCAAUUCUGAUCGUCUUCCUGCUCUGCGCUGACGAUCUGCAGGCCGUUCUCGAGAGCGGGUCAGCGUUCCCAUUCAUCGAGAUUAUAGUCAAAACGCCUAGGCAGCACCGGCGCAGCGACGACACUUGCAACCCGGGUCACUAUCCUAAAUCUGUGCUCUUGUCUGGCUAUAUUGUCUGCUGGGGGCCGGAUGAUUUUGUCUUUUUCAAGAGACCAGGUUGUGCCGGGCUGGCGACAGCUUCUGAAGGUCAACCGGCGUACAUCGAUCCCGACUAA
Messenger RNA from Rasamsonia emersonii CBS 393.64, 510 nucleotides. RefSeq lists its product as uncharacterized. The record is from RefSeq and is a predicted model, not a curated record. Gene Ontology annotation, molecular function: transmembrane transporter activity. Lineage: Eukaryota; Fungi; Ascomycota; Eurotiomycetes; Eurotiales; Trichocomaceae. The transcript has 4 exons. The coding region runs from base 1 to 510 and encodes 169 amino acids. Gene Ontology annotation, cellular component: membrane. Gene Ontology annotation, biological process: transmembrane transport.